AACACUAUAUUAAAAACGUCAAGAAAUAAAAAAAAGCCGGAAGGCUGACUUAGUUUUUAUUUUUAUUGUUAUUUGUUUAAUUAUUGUUAUAAUACUACGUUGAUAGUAACAACCAUAAUUUUAUCUAGUCUUAGAGCUUAUUUCAUGUCCAGAGUAAUUUAAUUGCAAAUAUCUGUGCUUGUGACGGGUUUAUGGAGUCGUAAAACUGUUGAUAUAAAGUCCUUUGUUUGGGAUACAGCUAUUUCUCCGUGUUUUCUCGUGAAAUGGGUGUGGAAAACUCAUUUGGAAAGCGAAUAAGGCGUGUUUUUAUUGUUCUUUGUUAGAAACAAGUGGGAAAAGUGGUCAGACAAGCUUAUUUUAUCUUGAAUGCAUAGGCAACAGUGAUUGAACAUUUCGUAAUAUAAUUUUAUCCGUUUGCCGUCACAAAUAUGGCUGUGUUGCUCAAUAUUCGUUGUGAAAACCGUCUAAAAGGUAUAAGGAACAAGAAGACUCCAUUAAUUAUCCAAUAGGAAUCUUGUAAGUUGUGAUAGACAUCAAAAUGUCAGCUCUGGAGGAGAAGAAAGAUGUUUGGUCGAUGAGAGACGACCGCCUUGAUUCAAAGUACGAAAAAUGUCGAAAUAUUACGGAAGAGAUAUACAAAAGGAUAAAUAUAACAUUUCAAAUAAAGAAACUGGAAACAGCCACGCAGAGUGAACUCUCAGAACACAGUGACCAAAUAGACAGUAACGACCUCAGCAACGAGACGGACCUGUUCGCGUGUGACAAGAGCGACUCACUAUCAAGUAGCUCGGAGGCUGAGAAGCCGACGCUGACCUGUGAGAAGUACAUCAACAUUAAUAAUAAUGAGGAGAAAGUUAAACGGGCGCAGGUUUAUAAGAGGCCGAGGAAACGAUUCAGGAAACGAGUAAAGAAACGCCAGUCCAAGUGUCCCCGCAGCGAUUCAGAGGGUUCAAGCGACGAGGCUUUGCCGCUCAGCCGAAUAGUGGAGGUCGACAAGUGUGGCAACACCGAGUCACCGGACAACGUCAUGGGCGUCCCUAAUAUUGUUAUUAUUACUAGAGAUUUAAAACCGAAACUACAGGCCGAUAAGAAGGCGACCCCUGCUAUCCAAGAAACGACUCCUGUGAAGAAGGUCCGUGACAUUGAGGGCAAGGCUCAGCCUCUUGACCUCAAGCAAGAGAGGCAGGAGUGGAGGAACUGUGACCUCUGUAGCCUGUCGUUUAGAGGCGAGCGGGGGCUGAGACGCCACAUGACAAUGUCUCACGUAACAAGUCAAGAUGAAACCAAGAAGUCCAACAAAACGGAACAACGACAGCAACCUGCUUAGAUGGGUAAUGUGUGUAAUGACCGGCGGCCAUUUUGUUAGCUAGACUGAUGAAGUGUAGACCAGAGGUAAAUGUACACGGCAG
This is a messenger RNA of Trichoplusia ni (cabbage looper), 1409 nucleotides long. RefSeq lists its product as uncharacterized. NCBI's taxonomy places the organism in Eukaryota, Metazoa, Arthropoda, Insecta, Lepidoptera, Noctuidae. The record is from RefSeq and is a predicted model, not a curated record. Bases 539 to 1327 code for a protein of 262 amino acids. The transcript is spliced from 5 exons.